AUGUUCUCCACUUCAUCCUGGUCUUCUCCAGCCUGCGUUCCAGCUAUGGCCCAAGGGGUCUUCUUUGACCGAUGGAAGGAUUACCUCAACCUCUCCAAAGUGGUGAUGGAGAUCGUUGGGGAGCGGAAGAAGCCACAAAGGUCCUCCCCUCCUCGGAAAGACCCUUUGAGCGUCACCGUUCUGCAUUGGGUGAAUGGAGGCAACAAGAGUAAGAACCCCAGUCCCAAGACCCACGGCACCCGCAGAGACCAACCAAGCCAAGGCACCUGCAACUUUUGCAAGCACAACGGAGAGUCCAAAAAGGUGUAUUCUUCUCACACCUUGAAGAGGGCCGACGGGGUGGUAGUUUGCCCCAUUCUGCGCAAUUACACCUGCCCGCUUUGCGGGGCCACCGCCGACAAGGCCCACACGCUGAAAUACUGCCCCAACAAUAAGGCCAAGCAAUCUUUGUACCGCAGAAGUGGGCGCAACUCGGCCGGACGCAUGAUCAAGAGAUAA
Messenger RNA from Notechis scutatus (mainland tiger snake), 498 nucleotides. RefSeq names its product nanos C2HC-type zinc finger 2 (gene NANOS2). Lineage: Eukaryota; Metazoa; Chordata; Lepidosauria; Squamata; Elapidae. Gene Ontology annotation, molecular function: zinc ion binding; RNA binding. The record is from RefSeq and is a predicted model, not a curated record.